GCUACUUAUUCUUGUGAAGUUUCAUGAAAAUACAAACAAACCGAAACAGAGUCGCAUGUGCCAAAAAGCUUGUCAAAGUUUAGGGGCUCCUCAGAACAAUCAGACAAUCGAACUCAAACAUCAAUCUACCUGUGGGGAUGAGCCGCCAAGAAAGCACCGCCGUGUCUCCGCCGCACGUUCUCAUUUUCCCUGUACCGCUGCAAGGCCACGUGAACUCCAUGCUCAACCUGGCGGAGCUCCUCUGCCUCUCCGGCCUCCACGUCACCAUUCUCCUCUCCGACUACACCCACAACCGCCUCCUCCGCCACGCCAGCCUCCAGUCCCGGUUCUCCCGCCACAGUGGCUUCCGGGUGGUCACCAUCUCCGAUGGCCUCCCUGCGGAUCACCCCCGAGUGGGAGAGCGCAUCGUGGAUAUUGUGUUGAGCCUCAAAGAAGUCGGUGGGCAACAGUUCCGCCACUUGAUGGAGUCGACUGAUGGGCUGAGUGAUGGUGGCGCUAGGAGGCGGGUGAGCUGCCUGAUCGUGGACGGGGUGUUCAGAUUUGCGAUUCCAGUGGUUGAAGAAAUGGGAAUUCCUUACAUAUACUUCAGGACAAUCAGCGCGUGUUCCUUCUGGCCGUAUUUCUGUCUUCAAGAGAUUAUCGAUGCCGGCGAAGUCCCUUUGAAAGGGAAGAAUGAGGACAAAUUAACAUAUUGGAAAAAGAAAGAAAUGGACCUGAUGGUAACAAGCGUGCCGGGCAUGGAGAGGGUUCUCCGGCGACGCGACAUUCCAAGAUUUUGCCAAGUAGAAGACAUUAAUCACCCUGGACUACAGACCAUGAAAACAGAGACUAGAAGAACUAUCGAUGCCAGCGGACUCAUACUCAAUACAUUUGAAGAUCUGGAAGGGCCAAUUCUUGAUGAAAUCCGCAAACACAUUCCCAACCUAUAUUCCAUCGGCCCCCUCCAUGCACUUUUGAAAGCCGGGCUGGAGUCUGAAGGAAUGGAAUCAUCGCGCAAUCGUUCGAGCAGUUUUUGGGAGGAAGACCAAAACUGCAUUGCCUGGCUUGACUCUCAGCCUGCCAGCUCUGUGAUAUAUGUGAGCUUUGGAAGUGUUACAAUAUUGACAAGGGAUGAACUGUUGGAAUUCUGGUACGGGCUGGUUAAUAGCGGGCACAGAUUCUUGUGGGUAAUAAGGCCUGAUUCCAUCAUUGGAAACGAUAACGGGAAUGGGAAUGAGAUUCCAGUGGAGCUAGAGGAAGGUACCAAGUCAAGAGGGUACAUGGUGGGAUGGGUGCCGCAGCAGCAAGUUCUAGCCCAUCCAGCAAUCGGUGCGUUUUUCACGCACAGUGGAUGGAAUUCGACCCUGGAAAGUAUUACAUUAGGCCUGCCAAUGCUGUGUUGGGCUUACUUUGCGGAUCAGAUAACAAAUAGUAGGUUCGUAAGUGAGGUGUGGAAGGUUGGGUUGGACAUGAAAGAUACCUGUGAUAGAAUCAUAGUGGAGAAGAUGGUGAAGGAAGUGAUGGAGGUGAGGAGGGAAGAAUUCUUGGAGAGGGCUGAUAGUAUGGCGACUUUGGCAAGGAAGGCGAUCUCUGAAGGGGGGUCAUCUUACUUGAAUUUGAAUGGAUUGAUUGAGUUUUUGAAGUCGACAGUGUCUUGAGCUUGGUUUAGUAAUUUGAUGGAUGUGUCCAAUGUUUGCAUUUGGAUGUUUACCAAUAAUUGAGGAACAUGUGAACUGCCCAUAGGUUUAUGUUGCACCAAAUGAACUUGAUAAACUUUUAAUUAA
Molecule: messenger RNA, 1763 nt
Organism: Sesamum indicum (sesame)
Lineage: Eukaryota; Viridiplantae; Streptophyta; Magnoliopsida; Lamiales; Pedaliaceae
Product: 7-deoxyloganetic acid glucosyl transferase
Molecular function (GO): quercetin 7-O-glucosyltransferase activity; quercetin 3-O-glucosyltransferase activity
Source: RefSeq, a predicted model, not a curated record